CAGCAAUGGACACCCUUACAACAGCCAAUGGCAACUUCACCUUGGGUCUUUUCAAAAAGUUGAAUCAAUCAUCUCAAGGCAAAAACAUUUUCUUUUCACCCUGGAGUGUCAUGUCUGCUCUGGGUAUGGUCUUUAUGGGAGCAAGAAACAACACUGCCACCCAGAUGGCUGAAGUGCUUCAUUUCAUUAUGGCAAAAGGAAUGGAAAGAUCUUCAGAGGAACAAGAUCUCAGUGCAGGUGAAACCAUUCAUAGUCUGUUCAAGGAAUUGAUCUCUGAAAUCAACCAACCCAAGAGGACUUACGUGCUUAAAACUGCCAACCGACUAUAUGGAGAAAAGACUUUCACAUUUGUUGAUGAAUAUCUGCAACUUGUUAAGAAAUAUUACCAUGCAGAGCCGCAAUCUGUUGAUUUUUUGCGUGCUGCUGAACAAGUCAGAGGCCAGAUCAAUUCUUGGGUGGAAAGACAAACUGAUAACAAAAUUAAGAAUCUGUUACCUGAUGGUGCUGUUGAUUCUCAGACUGCAUUGGUCCUAGUAAAUGCCAUUUACUUCAAAGGAAUGUGGGACAAAAAAUUUCAAAAAGAAAAUACUACAGAGAAGUCUUUCAGACUCAGUAAGAUCCAGUCAAAGCCUGUGCAAAUGAUGUUUCUAAAGGACAAAUUUCCAGCUUUCUACAUUGACACUCUGAAAGUUUUUAUUCUUGAGCUCCUUUAUGUUAGCAAAGAACUCAGCAUGUUUAUCCUGCUGCCAGAAGACAUCACAGAUGAGUCUACUGGUUUAGAACUGUUGGAGAAAGAACUAACAUAUGAGAGAUUAUCGGUAUGGACGAGUCCAGAAAUGAUGGAGAACAUAGAAGUGGAACUCCAACUGCCCAAAUUCAAACUGGAAGAGAGAUAUGACCUCAAGUCUACCUUAAGCAGAAUGGGGAUGAAAGAUGCCUUCAGUCAAGGCCAAGCAAAUUUCUCAGGAAUCUCAAGCAAAAAUAACUUGUUUCUGUCAGAGGUGUUUCACAAGUCAUUUGUGGAAGUGAAUGAAGAGGGCACCGAGGCAGCAGCUGCCACCGGAGCUGUGGUUGUAAUAAGGUCAUCAAUGCGGCCUGUAAAAAUCGUAGCAGACCAUCCUUUUCUCUUCUUCAUCAGAGAGAACAAAAACAAAAACAUCCUUUUCUUUGGCAGAUUCUGCUCUCCGUAGAAUGUUUUGUAGCUUCUAGGUUGCAUUAAAAGCCUGAAAUUUGAAGUGCACUCAUGAAGUUGGAUGUUCUGCUGACCUUAGCAGGAUUGUGCCAGACCAAAAAAUGUUUAGGAAUAAGAUGCAAAUAUUAUGCGUACUAUAGCUAAGCCAUUAUGUUGCUUUAAAAAAGAGCAAUGCACAUAAGCGUUUCUACCUGAUCUCUAAAAAAUAUCUAUGUUAACCAAUUCCAUUUGUCAGAGGGUCUCAUUUUGUAAAAUGAAACAAGAGACAGAUGUCCUCUUCUUUUGUGGCCUUUUUGGCCAUGCUCUUUUAGAGCAGUGGUUCUCAACUUUCCUAAUGCCACAACCUCUUAAUACAGUUCCUCAUGUUGUAGUGACCCUCCACCAUAAAAUUAUCACCACAUAAAUAUCUGAUAUGCAGGAUGUAUUUUCAUUCACUGGAUGAAAUUUGGCACAAAUACCCAAUACAUCUAAAUUUGAAUAUUGGUGUGGUUGGGGGAUUGGUUUUUUUCAUUUGGGAGUGUAGUUGCUGGGAUUUAUAGUUCACCUACAAUCAAAGAGUAUUCUGAACACCACCAAUGAUUGAAUUUAACCAAACUUGGCACACAGAACUCCCAUGACCAACAGAAAAUACUGGAAUGGUUUGGUGGGCAUUGACCUUGAGUUUUGGAGUUGUAGUUCACCUACAUCCAGAGAACACUAUGGACUCAAAUGAUGAUGGAUCUGGACCAAACUUGGCAUGAAUACUCAAUAUGCCCAUAUUUGAAUGCUGGUGGAGUUUGGCGAAAAUAGACCUUAACAUUUGGGAGUUGACAUUCUGAACCCCACAAAUGAUAAAAUUGGGCCAAACAUUCCCCACAGAACCCCAUGACCAACAGAAAAUUCUGCAUUUUCUGAUGGUCUUUGGUGACCCCUCUGACCCCUCCCCCCUUUGUGAGCAUCCCAAGGGUCCUUACCCCCAGGUUGAGAAACACUGUUUCAGAGCAUCUAUUUUGCAUGGGCCAGGUUUCCGAGUAUUGCAUGUCUGCCUUCCAUACAAUCAUAGAGUGCAUUUCACCUCCCAAUAUGAAUUGGGGCUUAAGAAUAUAGUGUCAUGGCUCAAUGUAGAAAAUAUGGAAAGCUGAAAUUCACAUAGGUCCAAAUCCCAUUGUUAGCUUCAAGUAGAAUAGAACCAUUAAAUCAAUGGAAAUGGCAUAACUGCUUAUUUACCAAGCUCCCAUUUAUUUCAGUGCAACUUACAAUUUAGUUGCAACCUACAAUUAAGAUUUGAGCUACAAUGCCCCACCUAGUUCUCAAAAUACACUCAAGUAGUUAAUAAAAACAUAAGGGAUGGGACUAGAUAGCUUUGUAGGGCCUUUCCACACAGCCCUAUAUCCCAGAAUAUCAAGGCAGAAAAUCCCACAAGAUCUGCUUUGAACUGAGUUAUCUGAGUCCACACUGCCAUAUAUCUCAGCUCAAAGCAAAUAAUGUGAGAUUUUAUUCAUCUGUGCAGAAGGGGCCUCAGUCUCUUCCAAUCUAUAAUUUCAUAAUAUAUAAAGGAUGUGUAAUUAAAGGUAAAAGUCAGUGACAUUUAUAUUCUCCAAUGCAUGCACACUUUUAUACUAUACUGUUUCUGAUCAUUCUUUUAUCUCUUUUUUUAAAAAGCAUAGCAUAUACAUGCAUAGAAAGUUUUAGAUGCUAUGAGAUAACAUUUAAUUUUUAAACAUAGGAACGUUGGGUUCAUGCUAUAAUGGCACAUGUAUGAUUUGAAAAUGAACAUUUAACCAUUUCUUGUUAAUGUUGUUUGAUAAUUCUUACUCUUUAUUAUACUCACAUUACAUUUUAUACUUUGUAUUUUGAUUGAACAAGUGUUGUAGAAUGUCUAGCUAUUGUUUUAGAAAUGUUAGUAAACAUACAUGUAUAAAUAAUACAAGAUCAAUUGACACUGUAACUCAAAAAUGAAUUUUGAUUUGCUAGCUUUAUGCUGGAUGUCAUUAAUGGUUAUCUUUUUGGGUAAGAUGAGAAACUCAGUUCUGAAAACAAGCUUUUGUAAAAGGGAUGCAUUUCUCUUCUUUUUACCACUUGGAACUACAGUCCAGGAUACACCAUGAGAUUUUGUUCUUUAGGUCUUUAAUCUUUUAUCUAAAUGUGUCUUUUUACUUGUAUGUACAAUAUUUACCAACAUUUUUCUACCACAAAGCAUUUUUUUCAAAUGUCCCGCUACUUUUGGCAUACUAAGAUUUUUGUGAAACUACACAUAUCUGAGUAUAAGUGAAAUGUGGGGAUACCUAACAAAAUUAUUAAAGUGACUAUACUGCAGGGCUGAGGAACUUGAUCCCCAACAACUGAUGAAUUAUUACUUGCAUGAUCCCUCAUGAUUGGCCAACCUGCUGAGG
Molecule: messenger RNA, 3564 nt
Organism: Anolis sagrei ordinatus
Lineage: Eukaryota; Metazoa; Chordata; Lepidosauria; Squamata; Anolidae
Product: serpin B10-like
Molecular function (GO): serine-type endopeptidase inhibitor activity
Source: RefSeq, a predicted model, not a curated record